Molecule: messenger RNA, 1485 nt
Organism: Aureobasidium melanogenum CBS 110374
Lineage: Eukaryota; Fungi; Ascomycota; Dothideomycetes; Dothideales; Saccotheciaceae
Product: ALDH-like protein
Exons: 4
Coding region: 1-1485 (494 amino acids)
Molecular function (GO): oxidoreductase activity, acting on the aldehyde or oxo group of donors, NAD or NADP as acceptor
Source: RefSeq, a predicted model, not a curated record
AUGUCGAACAGACCAUUCCCACAGCUACAAGCCGCUGCCAUUGAUGGCAGAACCCGGACGGUCUUUUACCGACAAACUCAACUAGAGAAGCUGCAUAAGGCCCUCGUCUCGAAUGCAUCCGAGAUCGUAGACGCAGUUGUUGCGGACUCUGGUCUCAGCCGGGCAGAAGCACAAAUCGAGUACUCGCUUGCUCUUGCGACGGUCAAAGAGCGCUUCGCGGAGCUUGAACCAAAGAAAGAACUCGAGAGGGAAUAUGCUGUUGCCCGUGGAGAGGAUGCUGGCAGCCUGCGCCUCGGGUAUGGCACUGUGUAUAUCAAGGCUUCAGCGGACCACACUCCAUUCUACUCAGCGAUUGCGCCUCUGAGCGCAGCAAUCGCUGCAGGCAACUGUGUGGUCUUGCAGAUUGAGAACAGCCUCCGUGGCCUCCCAACCAUCCUUCGCGACACGCUCAAGUCUGCGCUGGACAACGAUACAUUUGAUGUUGCUCAACAACCCGUACAAGAUGCAUCGUUUUUGAACAAUUGCCUGCAAGUGGUCCAGGAUGGCUCGGUUGACGGUCCUCCUGCGCUGAAUCAGCUUGUCUCGAGGGCCAAUUCCAUCACAGCAGCAGUCGUAGACAGGACAGCGAAUUUUGACGAGACCGCCAAAGCUCUCGUGAACGCUCGCUUCUCAUACAAUGGCAAAUCGCCGUAUGCUCCAGACAUCAUCUUCGUCAACGAGUUCUCCAAGAAGGACUUUUUGCAAGCACUUCUCAGACACUCCGUAUCUUUCGACGAAGUAGUCGAAAGGGAAAAAUCGCCGACCAGAAGAGGCGGUCGCGAGAAUGGUAUCAGAGACUUGGUCUCUGGCCUGCAGAAAGACGGAAGCGGACGUGUCAUCGCACAAGAGUCGAACCGAGCGAUCCUAGAUCUGACAAAGAGGAGUACAAGCCUGCUUAAGACCAAGAUUAGCGAGCCUGUGCUGCUCGUACAUGCCGUCAAGAGUCUCGACGAUGCUAUCGAUUUCAUCAACAAUAAUGGCAGUGAGCUGCUGACUGCAUACCACUUUGGCGAGAAUGCCCAAUGUAAAUACCUCAGCCAGUUUGUUGCAUCGCAAGUGUCCUACGUCAACCACAUUCCAGCAGAACUGCUCGUCGGUCCUGCCUUCCCAGUCGGCCACCCCAUAACCUCAACACGCUACCCGACUGCUCUGUUUACCCGCCCUACGCCUGCCUUCGUUAACAACACCACCCAAUCGAAGACCGUGGAAUCUGCAUUGAACGGCGCUUCAAAGUCGGAGAAGUCGGCCGCGGUGCAAACAUUGUACCGUCAAGCUCUUUCAGACCUGCCAUCGGCGCACAAGCGACCAAAGCAGACGCGUGCAGGGUUCGGUUUCUUCGAGCAGUCCAUGCUGUUCAACCUCGGCUUCGUGCUGCUGUCGACUGGCGCCACCAUCGCCGCGACUGUGAUUCUUGGAAAGCGCGCAAGAGCUUAUUACUCUCAUUGA